This is a messenger RNA of Neltuma alba, 2019 nucleotides long. RefSeq lists its product as uncharacterized. The record is from RefSeq and is a predicted model, not a curated record. The transcript has 7 exons. Bases 241 to 1563 code for a protein of 440 amino acids. Lineage: Eukaryota; Viridiplantae; Streptophyta; Magnoliopsida; Fabales; Fabaceae. Gene Ontology annotation, molecular function: protein binding.
CUUGCAUUUCCCAGCUUCAAAGCAACUCCUUCGUGCUUCAUUUCGCUUUUCAAUCAAUGGCUAGGAAUCUGUUUGUGUUGGUUCUUACGGUUCUGGUUUUAUUGGCGGCGUCACUUCCGCAGCUUCCACUACUUCCCUGCCAAGAUUGUUAGUGGAUUUCUCUCGAAUGCCGUGCCUGCUUUCACGAAAUGGCUGUGGUCACUCAAAGCUACGACCAAAACAGCGGUUUCUGGCCGGCCGAUGAUGAAGUUUGAAGGUGGAUACACUGUUGAGACUGUGUUUGAUGGAAGCAAGCUUGGAAUCGAGCCUUAUGCUGUUGAGCUGCUGCCCAAUGGAGAGCUUCUGAUUCUAGAUUCAGCUAAUAGUAACAUUUACAGGAUUUCCUCGUCCCUUUCUCUGUAUAGUAGACCGAAGCUGGUAGCAGGAUCUGCUGAAGGAUAUUCUGGACAUGUUGAUGGGAGGGUCAGGGAGGCCAGGAUGAACCACCCAAAGGGAAUAACAGUUGAUGAUCGAGGAAAUAUCUAUGUUGCAGAUACUAUGAAUAUGGCAAUUAGGAAAAUCAGCGAUUCAGGGGUCACAACAAUUGCUGGAGGAAAAUGGAGCCGUGGAGGAGGCCAUGUUGAUGGGCCAAGUGAAGAAGCUAAAUUUUCUAAUGACUUUGAUGUGGUUUAUGUUGGAAGUAGUUGUUCUCUUCUUGUCAUAGACAGAGGAAACCAAGCCAUCAGAGAGAUUCAGCUCCAUUUCGAUGACUGUGCUUAUCAAUAUGGAAGCGGGUUUCCACUAGGGAUUGCAAUGCUGGUUGGGGCUGGCUUCUUUGGCUACAUGUUGGCUUUGCUGCAACGAAGACUUGGUACAAUUGUAGCAUCCCAGGAUGAUCAAAGUCCAACAAUGCCCGGAAUUUCUUCUAGUCCAUACAAGAAGCCCUUGAAAUCUGUCAGACCUCCUUUGAUUCCGUCUGAGAACGAACCUGAGAAGCAAGAGGAGGGUUUCUUUGGAUCUCUGGGGAAGCUUCUUGCCAAUGCUGGGGCAUCAAUCGUGGAGAUCAUGGGAGGAUUAUUUCCUGGUUUUAGGAAAAAACCGGCGAUCUAUCAAUUUCAGAGCCAGCCAUUGCUCCAUCAGCCACAAAAGCACACAAAUGCUUGGCCUGUGCAGGAAAGUUUCGUGAUUCCUGAUGAAGAUGAGCCGCCUUCAAUUGACACCAGAGCCCCGACCCCUCGAAAAACCUAUCCUUUCAUGUCCAAGGAUGCUGAAAAAAUGCAACAACUUCGGCAAAGCCGAGCUUUCUACAGUGGAUGGGACGGAGAUAUUCAGCAGCCGCAACAUCAACAAUACCAGCAGCAACAGAAACAUCAUCAUCGCCAUGAAUACAGGUCAUCAAUCCCCCAUACCUAUUAUGAGCAAAGCAACGAGACAACAAACGAAAUCGUAUUUGGGGCUGUGCAGGAGCAAAAAGGGAAGAAGGAAUCCGUGGUAAUCAAGCCUGUGGAUUAUGGCGAGUCAUUGUAUGAUCAUCACAACAUUCGAUCUAGAAUUAACUACAUGGGAUAUCCCCCCAGGUAUUGAGUAUAUAUACAUUAGGAAGUUUAAGAGUAUUGUAAAGACUGAGUUCCAGCUUGAUUAUAUAGGAGGAGGGAGGAGGUCGACAUAAAGUACAGUUAGUGUAAUGGGAUUUUAGUAAGGAGAAGCUCAUCUUCGUACUAUGAAUUGUUUGCUCACAGUUUUGCCAAGUAGUUGGGUCAAUGGAGGGGUGUGGACAAAUUGGCAAUCUCUGAGGGUGGGAUCAAAGAAAUUUUGGGAUCCUUUUUCUUCAGUGAUGAAGUUGUCAAGUUCAUAAAUCUAUGAAAGAAAAUUAUAAUAUAGUACCUAGUUUUCUUGUUUUUAUUUCCAUUUAACUUUGAGCUAUUUAUUGGUGUGUGGUGACUGAAGAUACUAUGCACUCCACAUUAUUAUGAUGUGGACUGGCACUGGGAGUUGUGAUUUGUGAGAGUUGCAAUAAUUGACUAUGGAUUGUAAUGCUAA